AUGCUUUCUGCGAGCCCGAGCGAGGCGCCCAGCACCGCCGGGCUUCCCUUGCAUUCGGGAGCCGACGUCCACAAGAUCCCGCAGAUUCUGCCGCGAGAGCGCGUCUUUCCCAUCCAGAUUGGCGGCGAGUUGUUCAAGCUGUCUGGCGCAUCUCUGUCCUCCGAUGCGCCGUCUUAUUUCUCGCAAUACUUCCUUUGCCAGAUCAAAGUGGCUGAGAGCAAAGGCGAAGACCCCUCCUCCACGAUCCGGACGCUAUACAUCGAUCGCGAUCCCAAGACAUUUAGAGAUAUUGCGCUGCAUCUACAAGGAUAUCAUGUGAAGCCGCGGGACGGGACGCACUUUGUGCGCUUAUUUGCGGACGCCCAAUUCUAUAAUCUUCCUAAGCUCAUUUCUCAGCUUAACGAGGAGAGCAUCUUCAUGUCCAUCGGCCAUCGGGAAUUCCAGAUUCCUCGCGACGUUCUCAACGAUCCUGCCAAUUCCCCAAACUACUUCUCCCUCGGCUUCGCUCUCUUCUUCUCCCAGCCAAACGACCUCUUCCCUGGCCUUGAUCGCGAGGGGCUGAUACGCCCGCCCUCUAUACUUCCUCCUUCAGUUCCCAACCGCAACGCCGACACCUUUGCCGAGCUGCUACGUUUGUUGCGUGGGUAUCCGGUCAGCAUUCGCGACGAGAAUCAUCGACAAGAGCUUCUUCGCGACGCUCGAUACUUUCACUUUAAAGGCAUCGAACAGCAGCUUGUUCCGCACUCCAUCAGCUAUAACCCUUUGCGCCAAAUAGAAGAGAUUGCCCUGCGGUUGGAGAAUGUGCAAAAGAGUGGCGUUAGCAUCUCCGCUGAAGAGUCUGACGGGGCCUCGCGCUCCUCCGUCAGGCAUGUCAAGUAUGCACGCCCAUAUGUCGACAAUAAGCCGGCAGAGUUGGUAUUGGAGAUUGGUGGGACCACGGCCAAGUUCGUCUUCUCAGCAGAAGGGGUCAGAGCCGAGUUCUUUGGCGGCACAAAGGCUAGGGUGGCGAGACUGUUAGAAGUGGUUGCGACAAAGCUCAACCUGCCUCCGACCACGCAGCCACUGGGCCUCCUCAUGGCGUCGGGGGGCGCCAGUUCGCAACCAGCCACGCCAGGCAACACUCCUCUCAGUGAAGAUCUCGUCCGGGUCGUCUUUGAGGCAGAGUCGUCAAUCAUCCUUAAUGGUGAAGACUAUGAGGCAGAUCUGAGCAACUACGAAGCCGAAGAUGCCACUCCUGCCAUUACCCCUGAUACUGAAACUCCUGUGAAUCCCAGGAAGCGCCGUAGGACGGGCGAGAGUAUCGAUAUUGGCCUUCCUCACGAGGGCCAAGAAUGGGCUGUUAAGACGGGACAGUUUAGGCUACGCAUUCAGGAGAGCAAGAGUGGCAAAAGCGCUGUCGAGUGCGUUUUCGUGGCCGUGAAGAUUGAUGCUGUGAGCUCGGAAAGGGGUAGGAAUAAGACGAGAAAAUUCCUUAGCGACUGA
This is a messenger RNA of Trichoderma breve, 1482 nucleotides long. RefSeq names its product BTB/POZ domain-containing protein. The transcript has 3 exons. The record is from RefSeq and is a predicted model, not a curated record. Gene Ontology annotation, biological process: protein homooligomerization. Lineage: Eukaryota; Fungi; Ascomycota; Sordariomycetes; Hypocreales; Hypocreaceae. The coding region runs from base 1 to 1482 and encodes 493 amino acids.